UGUUGCCGCGGGAGGGGGUAUGCUAGAGUGGCGCUGGCUCUCUGGGCGUGGCUUUCAUCCUGGGGGAAGGGUCUGUGGAGUGUGAGGGGAGGCGGAGGAGAUGGCGGCGACGGCGCGGGAAGAUGGCGUCUCCGGCAAAGAGCAAGUGCGGCGGGGCUGCGAGCAUUAUGACAGAGGAUGUCUCUUGAAGGCCCAGCAGACUUGUGAAGAAUGUAGCACAUUGUUUGGAGAAUAUUAUUGUAGUAUAUGCCAUCUGUUUGACAAAGACAAGAAGCAGUAUCAUUGUGAAAACUGUGGAAUUUGUAGGAUUGGUCCAAAGGAAGAUUUUUUCCACUGUUUGAAAUGUAACUUAUGCCUAGCUAUGAAUCUCCAAGGAAAACACAAGUGUAUUGAAAAUGUCUCCCGGCAGAAUUGUCCAAUAUGUCUGGAGGAUAUUCACACAUCUCGUGUUGUUGCUCAUGUCUUGCCGUGUGGACAUCUUUUACAUAGAACAUGUUAUGAAGAAAUGUUGAAAGAAGGCUACAGAUGUCCAUUAUGUAUGCACUCAGCUUUAGACAUGACUAGGUACUGGCGACAGCUGGAUGAUGAGGUAGCACAGACUCCUAUGCCAUCAGAAUAUCAGAACAUGACUGUGGAUAUUCUCUGCAAUGAUUGCAAUGGACGAUCCACAGUCCAGUUCCAUAUAUUAGGCAUGAAAUGUAAGAUUUGUGAAUCCUACAAUACUGCUCAAGCUGGAGGAUGUAGAAAUACACUAGAUCAGCAAUGACCAGCCUGUACUACACUGGAAAACUCAGCAUUUUCUGAUACAGAAAAAGGCUUUCCUAAGUAUCCUGUUGUCAUAAUGUGUCAGUCUAUGCAGUAGAGUUGGUGUGUUUUGUACUAGUGUCACAGCAUAAAAUCAUAUUACAAGUACUUAAGGAUUCAGGGUCUGUUUAUAGAAUUAUCAUAGCUCUGUAUUGUAUGAAAGCCACUGUGCUUGUGUUUUGAUUGGAAAUCCCUUUAUUAUCAGUUGUUUGGAAGCCAAUGAUGUUUGCCAUUGAAAUUCACAUUCAUAAAAGUAUGUUACACUUCUGUGGAACUUUGCUUUAAGUGACACUACGCACGCAGAGUUUAUUUCUAGUUCUUGAUAGAACUGUACUUAAUUCUCAGUAUUAUUCUUGACUUUUUAAGGGCUGUGCUAUAAUGAGAAUAGGUUCUAUCUUACUGUUAAAGUCUAAUUACAUAUGCUUUAGAAUUUCUAAAACAUUCCUGUAAAUGUGAAUUUUAAUGUAAUAACUGCUAAUAAAAUUAUAUUGAAACAACAUUUCAUAGAACAUUUUUUUUAAGGUUGUCUAUUUUUGGCUCCAUUAGGGCAAUAUAAUCAAUUAUAUAAUAUAAAAUAAAUCUUCUUUUCUUUCUCUUGCAGUAUUCUUCUAUAAGAGUAGUUGGGGAAAAUGUUUUGUAAAGUAGCAGAACUCUUCCAAGGCCUUAAUUGGUUUAUGGUAUUGUUCACAUUCAGUAUUUAAAGUUGUGUGUUAAAGUCCUGAAGUAUUAUUGUGGAGUUGUUUUGUUACUCCUUUAAGUUCUGUCAAUAUUUGCUUCACCUAUUUGGGGGCACUAAUGUUAGGUGCAUGUAUAUUUAUAUUACUGUAUCUUCUUGAUGUGUUGAGCCUUUUAUCAUUAUCCUUCUUUGUCUUUUAUAACAGGUUUUGACUUAAAAUCUAUUUUGUCUGGUAUCAAUAUGGCCACCCCUGCUCUCUUUUGGUUACUAUUUUAAUGGGUUAUUUUUUCCCAUUCUUUCAGUUUGCUUGUGUCCAACUCUUCCACGGCCUUCCUUAAGAAAAACAGCAACAUUGAAAAUAAUUUGGUUUAGGUUGCCCAGAAUUAUUUCGUCUGAGAGUAAUCUGUUCAUUCAUUCAGCAAGUAUUUAUUGAGCAACUACUAUGUACCAAAUAUUGUGAGACAGGAGUGAACAGUACAGACAAGUCCUUGCCCUCAUGGGGAUAUAUUCUAGUGUUCUCAUACCUGACCAGCUUAUACCUUGUUUUUCUUUUUGCAAGCAGUGAAUAUCUUUUUUGUAAAUGAAUAGAUUCUUUGUUCCCUAAAUGCAUGAAAGUAGGGAUGAAUGGAUGGGAGAGGCAUGGGACAAUCCUGGCAAGAUCUCUGAUUAUAUAAUACUUUUCUGGGCUCACAUAGUUGGUGGAAUUAUAUAUAUUUCAUAAUUCAGGAACUAAGUAUACAAACAUGAUCUGGCC
This is a messenger RNA of Trichechus manatus latirostris (Florida manatee), 2234 nucleotides long. RefSeq names its product ring finger and CHY zinc finger domain containing 1 (gene RCHY1). The record is from RefSeq and is a predicted model, not a curated record. The coding region runs from base 101 to 766 and encodes 221 amino acids. Gene Ontology annotation, molecular function: zinc ion binding. The transcript has 8 exons. NCBI's taxonomy places the organism in Eukaryota, Metazoa, Chordata, Mammalia, Sirenia, Trichechidae.